UGUAGCCUUUGGCGUCGUCAGAAAACAGGAACACAUGUAGUUUGGCUUUGCUGACAAACUAUUUCAGCGUGUCUUUUCUUCAAAGUGAUUUGUAGCCGCUCGCACGCUCCCCGGAAACACUCUCUGCUCUAAGGAGACACAACUCUCGUUCCUCUUUUCUUUCUUUCAAGCUGGACGGCACCGGAAGCUCGCAUCAUAACCGUUCGAGAUGUCACAGGCCACCAAACGCAAACACGUGGUCAUGGAGGUUCUCGGGGACUUUGUCACGCCCACCGCGAACCAGCAGAUUGUGAAGGUCACUGGUAGCCGUGGCAACAACCUCCAUGAAGCGGUCACAGCCCAGGGCGUGAGGUUCCUGGUGAGCAUGCCCCCCAAGUUCCGCAAGAACCUCUGGAUCAAGAGAGGUGACUACGUGAUUGUGGAUCCCAUUGAGGAAGGAGAGAAGGUGAAGGCAGAGAUCAGCUUCAUUCUCUACAAAGAUCACAUUCAGUACCUGCAAAAACAGCAGCUCUGGCCAGAGGGCUUUACGGAGGAGCCGGACAAGACGAACAAAGAGCAAGAAAAGGAAGAGGAGACGGAGGAGAAAGACAAGGACCUCAGUGACUCUGAAGAUGAGAGUGACCUCUUUGUAAACACCAACCGCUGUAACUACCACUACACUGAGAGUGAGGAGGAGGACAGUGAGGAGGAGGAGGACGCCGACAAAGACAAAGAGAAAAGGACAGAAAACGGUUCGUAGUGGCAGCACUGAGGAGGCGGACAAUCGAGAGUGAGAGUUGUGAGAAUCACGAGACGGUGGGCUCUGCUGUGCUGCUGCUGCCACUGACCGAUGAUGGGAAGUAAUGGUCCUCAUGCAACUGAUCCGUCUGGACUGCCUGUUGUAGACCUUACAUGGCUGGGCUCAUUGAAUGGACUUUAACGUACUGGAACAGAAUAAGUCUUGCUUGUUAAAUUAGUUUAAAAAAGAAGAAAACGGAAUCAGUCAUAACAAAGCUGACGUUCUUCUGUAGUUUCAGUGUCUCACUGAAAAUGUGUCCUAAACUCAAGCAUGUUUAUAGUCUGAACUUCAGUGCAGUGAUCACUAUAUUGCUGGUACACUACAGGGUGUACUGUAUACUUAGGCCAUACUGUACAUCUGCAGGAUGUUGAUGGAAACUGUUUAAUCCAUUCAUCCAUAGGACAGAAUUGAAAAUCAGAAACACGACUCAGAACAUUGACAGACCAGACUGUAGUCGUGUUUAAUUGUUAGUUUAGUAUGAGGAGUCGGGAGCGUGGUGGGAAUUUAAAGAUCUUUCCAGUAUUCCUGGUCCUCUGGAGAACAUUCCUUUUAACAAGCUGGACUGUUUCCAUUCUUACAGAGUAUUUUAUUUUCAAAUGAAUGCAGCUGAUGGUUUUAAAGAUCAAAAUGCUCUGGUUUCAAUUGUAUCACGGCAUACUGAUCGUUGGUCACUGUGACUGAUUGAUUAGAGCCUCGUCUUCUCGACAUUCCUUGCUGACUUGGUUUUGUGCAAUGAUAAAAGAUUAAUUCUACAUUCUUAA
Cyclopterus lumpus (lumpfish) is the source of this 1539-nucleotide messenger RNA. It is a transcript of the gene eif1ad, whose product is annotated as eukaryotic translation initiation factor 1A domain containing. Bases 209 to 739 code for a protein of 176 amino acids. Gene Ontology annotation, biological process: translational initiation. NCBI's taxonomy places the organism in Eukaryota, Metazoa, Chordata, Actinopteri, Perciformes, Cyclopteridae. Gene Ontology annotation, cellular component: nucleus. The record is from RefSeq and is a predicted model, not a curated record. Gene Ontology annotation, molecular function: translation initiation factor activity; RNA binding. The transcript has 5 exons.